AUGCCGCCAUUGAAGAUAAUCCUUCAAGGUCAUUCAGCUGUCACCCAGCAGCCAGAGCGGGGUGUCCUUCACUUCAACAUCCGGUCAGACGGACCACACCGAGAGGCCGUCUCCAAAGAAGUGAUCGAGACUGCCAGCGAAAUCACUCGGGUCUUCAGAGAGCUGUCUCCCAAAUCAGAGACGGGCGCAACGCUUGCAAAUGCCCCCAUCACCUCCUUCUCGUCCACCGCCCUUCAGACGUGGGCCUCCAAAGAAAGGAUGCCCAACAGUGACGAGUGGCAGAGGAUCCACUCGGCAAGACUGUCGAUCGGUGCAAAUUUUCAAGACUUUAACAAGCUGAAUGAGGUUGUCAGUAACCUGGUAAUCUAUCCAAAUGUCAUGAUCGAAUCACUGGACUGGGUUUUGACCGAGGCGACGCAAAAGUCGCUGAGCUCCGAGGCCCGUAAGGAUGCCAUGCGAGAUGCCAUCCAGAAGGCCAAUGACUAUGCCGAGGUGAUCGGCCGACAAGUCGUUGCAAUCAAGAUUACUGACCACGGCGAUGGAGCCUCGGGAGCAGCGCCUGUCGCGAGCAGACAUCGUGCGAUGAUGAUGCAGCAACAAAUGCAGCCACAAAUGCAGCCACAGCAACCGCAAAUGCCUGGUCCUGCAGGGAAUAUGAGCUCAACGAGCAAUACGGCAAGCCUUUCUUCCAACUCUGCCUCCAAUCAGCAAUCUCGGUCUGGAUCACCCUCGGGGCUUGAUUUGAGCCCACAGCUGAUCAAGUACUCGAGCUCCGUUUCCGUGGAGUUCGCAGAUCCGUCGGAAUACUUCAAAGACUAA
Penicillium argentinense is the source of this 819-nucleotide messenger RNA. Its product is annotated as SIMPL domain-containing protein. The transcript has a single exon. The coding region runs from base 1 to 819 and encodes 272 amino acids. The record is from RefSeq and is a predicted model, not a curated record. NCBI's taxonomy places the organism in Eukaryota, Fungi, Ascomycota, Eurotiomycetes, Eurotiales, Aspergillaceae.